AUGUUCUGGGAAUCCCGAUUGACCAACAAUACUGUAUACGACUUAACCGAUGAUGAGGUCGGUGCUUCAACGUCGGGUGCGCUGCCUGCUGCUGGCGGGCUGCGAUCGGUGGUCAUACAGAAUAGAAGCGCCGCCGGGCCCCGCGCGGUGGACGCGCCGGCCCCCGCGCCCCCUCCCGCACCCGCCGCCGCCGCCGCGCCGGCGUGCGCGCCCGCGGCCGCGACCACCACGCCGGCUGCGCCCGCUCCCGCGCCUACAUCCGCAGCUACCACCACACAGGUGACCGGUGAACAAAUUGGUUUACAAGAAUCUACGCCGAUUGUGACCGCGCUUGAUCCCGGUUUAGAGCGUGCGCAGACAGAGAGCGGUCUGGAGUUCUGCGUUCCGCGUUCAGCGUUCAGCGUUCUUUAG
Leguminivora glycinivorella is the source of this 411-nucleotide messenger RNA. Its product is annotated as glutaconyl-CoA decarboxylase subunit gamma-like. The coding region runs from base 1 to 411 and encodes 136 amino acids. The transcript has 2 exons. The record is from RefSeq and is a predicted model, not a curated record. NCBI's taxonomy places the organism in Eukaryota, Metazoa, Arthropoda, Insecta, Lepidoptera, Tortricidae.